AUGAGUGUGGGGUUACCCGAUGUACCUGCUGUCUCCUUCUCUGACGUUGCAACUGUCUCCCCUCCUCUUAAGGAGUUGCUGCCUCGGCUACAGUUGCUGCAGGCUGAAGCGUCCCUUGUGGUGUCGCUUGUAAAAGGAGACAGAGAACAAGGGGACUCUGCGGAUCCUCAGGAGACAGCAGACGCAGGGACCCUCGACGCCCUGGAGACAGUUGCGCGAAUUGCUCGUGCGUCGCCACCACCCAGCUGUCUCCUCAUGUCUCCUUCACAGCGUCUCCUGUACGUGCUGCAGCAGCUGCUGCGCCUCAUGAACCCCCACUCGCUGCAGCAGCAACUCGUUCAGGAGACACCUGUCUCCUGUCCCCUGCAGAGGGAGGAGGCGGAGAUACAGCUGGCGCCAGCGGGGGAGUUUCUACUCGAGGCAAUGCGUCUCUGUCUCCAGCAGCACGCUGAUGCUGCUGCUGCUACUGCCGCUGCUGUUGCAGCAAGGAGACAGCAGCAGCAAGAGGGAGACAGCAGCCUCCAGGGUACACCAGGAGACACGCAAAGAGACACCUCCAUUGAUACUCUAACACAAAACAACGCCAAAGAGCCCAAUACGGACGCAAGCGAAGGAAACCUAACAGAAUAUCUACUGCGGCUGCGAGCCGAGAGAGAGGCCCUAGAGACCUUGCAGUCGUUCGCUGCUGCUGCUGCUGCUGCUGCUGUUUCGCCUGCUACAACUCUGUUCUCCUUAGAGCAGCUACUAGCUAGCCCCUCCCUCCAUCACCUGGAGGCCCUGAAGGCUCCCGAGGAGACGGCCUAUCGCGAGCUCUUCUAUCACUGUCUCCUCCGCUGCUUCGCUGUCUUCACCGCCCCUUCCCCAGCAACUCUCUUCGACUGUCUCCGCCUCCAGCUAGCCACCGUAUGCAGGGAGAUGCUGCAACAGGCAGGCCUCCAAUCGCUCUGUCUCCUCGAGUUUGUAAGCAGCAGCUCCAAGACAAAGGAGAGGGCAACUCCCAAAACCCAAAAGGAGACAGUGAAAAAACACUUGCUCCUCCCCCCCAAAAGCUGCGAUGCGUCUGCUAGGGCCUUCUGCUGCUUUUUAAAUCCUUCUCUCAGGCCAUACUCUCCGUGGCUAGUGUCACAGCAGCAAAAUGGAGGAUACAGCAGAGCAGCAGGAGACAGCAGUAUAGCAGGGAACAGCAGAGCAGCAGGAGACACCAGAGCUGCGGGAGACAGCGGAGACUCAUCGUGGCCCAGCUCAGUGCCUGCUGCCCCACACUGGGAGCCGCAGCAGCGAGCAGUCUCCCCUUUAUGCGGCGAUGUUUACUGUUGCAGAAAGGCGACACUGUCUCCUGCUGUGGAGACUCCUUUGGGUGUAUCCUGCAGCUGCAGCAUCCCCCAAGAGUUGAAGGCCCUUGAUGAAGAGCUGAGGCCCUCAAGGAAAGGAGACAGACAAAAGUGGAGUCUCCUUCGUCUCCUCGCGAAGUGGCUGAGGACGCCGGCGUGGAGACAGAGACUGAGAGGAGGAGACAACGACUCAGGAGACAGCAGCACAGCAAACAACGAAAAGGGAGGCACCCCACUCCCUCCCCUUCUAUUGCCCUAUGGCUCCUCUGUUACACGCUUUGGUGACUGGGCCUCAGAUCUUGACCUCGCGCUACUGCUGCCGUCCCGCUGCAGCACCAGAGCAUCAAAGGAGACGCUACAACACUCGUCUUGCUGCUCUCGAUUGUCUCCUUCUUCUCCCUGCUGUCUCCUUUGUGGCCAGGAAAGGGACUGUCCCCACGACUUUCUAUCAAAGGCAGACGCCGCUGCAGUCCUAACAAGACUUGAGGGUCUCCUCCGCAGCGAGGUGCAGCUGGAGGGCCUCUUCACCUGCCUGGAUGUUGUGGUGCCCCAGCGAGCUCCACCGGUGCUGCGUGGGGUGUACAGACACCCGAGAGGCCCCCAAAGACGGCCAAGCAAAGCGGCCUCGUGCUGUUCCUCAGCCAGCAGAGAUGUGUCUCCUAACGAAGAGUCUCCAAGGGCCCAGAACCCUUCUCACGUCCCUUCAGUCCUGGGGAGAAAAGGGGACAGAAAGGAGACUGGCAGAGACAGCGCAGGGGCAGAGUCAAGCCCAAAAGAGGUCUCUAAGGAGACGGGAGAAACCAAACAAACCAAAGUCCUCACUGCUGCAGGGCCUGCACAGGGAGGGAACAGCAGAACAGCCUUGGGGGUAUCUCCACCGGGGCCCCCGGCGGGGCCCCCCGGGCCCCCCUCAUCAGAUCCACGAGAGCAGCAGAGAUACCCUGUGAAGGCCCCCAAGCUAGGAUUUGACGCUGAGCCUGUCUGGGGGCCGUACACCGGCGUGAAGUUUGAGAUUACUGUUGGGUGUCCCCUGGGCCCUCUGAACUCUCAACUGUUGGAGACGUACUCUCGCUGCUGUCUCCUUCUCCCACCUCUGGUUAGAGUGCUUCGGCACUGGGCAGAGUGCAGGGGUCUCCUAGGUUCCCGUGACGGCUGUCUCUCCAGCUACGCGUGGUCGCUGUUGGUGGUAUUCUUCUUGCAGUCUGUUUGCACACCUCUGCUGCCUCAGCUGCAGCAACUGCCUUCCGCUGCCGCGCCGCUGCAGGCCUCCUUCAAGGUCUCCCCCGUGUACGAGAGGAGACACUUAAACGGGGACUGUCUCCGAGGCCUCCCUCUCCACUCAGCGCCAGUAGAGAUCGUGGGGGGACGCCACAACGUCUGGUUUCUUAGGCCGGGGGCCCCCACGCACCCGUGGGGCCCCCGCGCCUUGGGUUUGUUGCAGCCUGCAUUGAGGGGAGCUCGGGAGGCCCAGCUGCUGCAGUGGAUGCAGCGGUAUCUUCCGGGGUGUCUCCUUCUGCUCCCUGAGGGGACACCUGAAAACCCCACAGACAAUCCUCAUCACCUGCCAGACACAGACAGAUGCAGGAACGGUCUCUUGCUGCCCCAGAAAUCCCACAACAGACCACUGGUCAGGCCACUGUCUCCUGAAGAUAUUCGAAACCCCACAACAUCCGGGAAUCGAUCCCACACGGGAUCGAGGGAUCGAACACCCAGGGCAUCGGGGGAUCGUUCCCGCUUCUGCCGGAGCAAAGCUUGCAUUGAGUCUCCUCUAGGUGAUGAUGAGUGGGGGACACUGGCGUCUUUAUUUUAUUCUUUUUUUGUGUUUUUUGGUUAUUAUUUUAACUCCUUCGCCCUCCUGGUGUCUCUACAAGCCCCGUCUCCGAUACCUAAGCUGUCCCUUAGCAGAUGCAGGCCAAAGACAACCGACUCGCCAGCAAAGGAGACACUUGAGAAGGAGACACUUCCUGUCUCCGAGGGGACAGGGGGCCCCCACCUGUCUCCUCGCAGCGGAGGCACGGGACAACGACCCCCUAUAGGGCCCAAGGGGCCCCCACCCCAAGACGCGAGACAGAUAAGGGCUGUACGGGACAACGACCCCCUAUAG
This is a messenger RNA of Eimeria mitis, 3435 nucleotides long. RefSeq lists its product as uncharacterized. Gene Ontology annotation, molecular function: nucleotidyltransferase activity. Lineage: Eukaryota; Apicomplexa; Conoidasida; Eucoccidiorida; Eimeriidae. Gene Ontology annotation, biological process: RNA 3'-end processing. The record is from RefSeq and is a predicted model, not a curated record.